Messenger RNA from Amyelois transitella, 1094 nucleotides. RefSeq lists its product as uncharacterized. The coding region runs from base 121 to 495 and encodes 124 amino acids. The transcript is spliced from 3 exons. Lineage: Eukaryota; Metazoa; Arthropoda; Insecta; Lepidoptera; Pyralidae. The record is from RefSeq and is a predicted model, not a curated record.
CUGGCAUACAAUAAGGACGGACUAUGUGAUAAAAAAUAUAUAUUUAAGGUUGUUAGUGUGUCGAUUCUGUUAAUUAGUUUGAUAAUUAAGUUAAUUGUGAUUUUAGAAAAAGAUAUCAACAUGAGUGCGACUCUGAUUGUCCUGUCCACACUGGUAUUAGGCUGCCUAGCUCAGAGGUCCCCCUACGCUGGAAAAAAUCCUAUAGGAUACCCGCAAUUGGACCCGACCACUACAACCACUUCUGCUGAUGGAUUGGGUAACAGAUUUGGCGAAGAUGACGUCACAACCACCACAGAAAGACUGCCAAUAGAAGCCAACGGUGACAGAGCACUAUACAACAGGUUGAAGAAGCUACCACUGGACAAGCAACCGUUCUGGUUGAUCAACUGGUUAGCACUGGAAGAACUGAGGAAGAACCCCCAGACUUAUCAGCAUAAACCAAACACCUUUAUCGAUGUUAUCCCGAGGGAGAAUAGGAAUUUGAAUAGGCAAUGAAGAGUUUCCAUCCGAUGUAUUGUAAUUAAAAAAUAUAAAGUAAACAUAGACAGGAAUAGUCUGUGGAGGUACAAAACCUGAUCAGGAAAAUUUAUACCAAAUUGGAAAUAGGUAGUUAACUAAUUUGCAUUAACAUACAAAGACUACUAAACGUAAUACGACUUUAACAGAUUAAUUUUAUUUCUAUAAUUGAGACGUUUUGGAAUACUAUACUAAUAAAAUUAUAUUUUUUCGAAAUAAAUAUCUUACGCUUUUACAGUAAUAUGCCUAGCAUUAUCACUUUAUAAUGGAUUUCAAGACGUAAAACAUUUUUAUAACAUUAAAAAAAAAUUAUCAGUAGGUACUUAAAUGGAAAUAAGUCUGAAAUUUUUACAUAAUAAAAAAAAUAACCGAUGUUCAUGUUCAAAUUGGCACAACUUUACUUUAGCGAAAUUCAGUAGUUUUGCCUGAGAGUUAUUUUGCACCUCAAGUUAUCCUUUAACUUUAAACUCAUCUACUUUCUCAAAAAACGUCGAUCAUCUUUUAAUAUAUUUCGUUAUUUUUUAUAGUAGGCCAAGAUGUUACUGUAAUAAAUACCAAUAAAGCUGAUCUUACUGCGA